Messenger RNA from Anopheles bellator, 6786 nucleotides. It is a transcript of the gene Usp32, whose product is annotated as ubiquitin carboxyl-terminal hydrolase 32. Bases 63 to 5993 code for a protein of 1976 amino acids. The record is from RefSeq and is a predicted model, not a curated record. The transcript is spliced from 11 exons. Gene Ontology annotation, molecular function: calcium ion binding; cysteine-type deubiquitinase activity. Gene Ontology annotation, biological process: protein deubiquitination. Gene Ontology annotation, cellular component: Golgi apparatus. Lineage: Eukaryota; Metazoa; Arthropoda; Insecta; Diptera; Culicidae.
GCUUCGCCUGGAAACCGUCGCAGUUGACCGAGAGAUUAGCAGGACGAAAAACUACAGCAAACAUGGGAGCCAAGGAUUCGAAGCCAUGCUGCAUUUGCUACGAAGAUGCCGUCAAACGAGUGACGGAUUUGGAGCUGAGGCGAAUCAAAGAUGCAUUCAAACGAUCGGCCGGCACGAGCGGAUCGGUGUUAAGCAAAAGCGCUUUCGUGCAGGACGUGCUUGGCGACGGUGUACCGCCGUUGGUGGCCGAUAAGCUGUACUCGGCUUGCGGCGGUUCGGCCAAGGGUAUCGCCUUCAAGGAAUUGCUGUGCGGGCUGGUGCUCCUCACGAAAGGGACACAGGACGAGAAAAUAAAAUUUCUCUGGACGCUGUAUUGUCACGAAUCUGGGACGCACAUACUGAAGCAGGAGUUCCAAAAUGCCAUACAAAUCGAAACAACCUACCAAAGUAAUGCCAACGGCGGUAGCAACCAUACCAACUGUAGUAGUACCGUAAGCAAUAACAAUAGUCAAUUGGUAGUGAAUAGGAACAACUACCACCAGCAGACCACCACCGGCACCAGCAGCAGCCAGCUGUCGCAAUGGAACCGAACGCAGGUGGCGCUGUUUGGCCAAAGCGACCGCGUCGGGUUCGAGCAGUUCAAAUCGUGGAUCCAGAUGCACCGGGGGGCGACGGCCCUGUCCAAGUGGUUGCUGCUGGAUGCCUGCGUGAAUCUAAGCUCGGAACUGGAGACGCCAACAUUCUACCAAAGUUUGGCCGGUGUGACGCACCUCGAGGAGCAGGAUAUUGGCGACCUGGAGAAAGUAUUCUGGCUCCUGAAAGGGGCGGCCAUUACGGGCCAGCUUGAUUUGGAAUCCCUCGGACCGUUGGUCAGUCCGCCCGUGCCCCGGUCCGCUCUCGGUGGUGUGUUUCUGGCGUUCGACGAGAACCACGACGGGCACAUCGAUUUCAAGGAGCUGUGCUGUGGCGUUAGUGCCGCCUGCCGUGGCCCGAGCGUAGAGCGGAGCAAGUUUUGCUUCAAGGUGUUCGACAUCGACCGGGACGGUGUGCUAAACUUUGCCGAGAUACGGCAGAUGGUCGACAUAUUGCUCUCGGUGGGCCGUGAGGCCAAUGCGAACGGGUACCGCAACUUUACAGCCGAUAAAGUACUCGCCGAAUUGUACCGAAGGACGCGCGAACCGGAAGGAGCGAGCGAUGAUGGCGGUGGUCAAUCGGCACUCCAGGCCGUGCCGGAGUUUAAGUUCAGUCAGGAGGAUUUUCUGAUCUGGAGCAUCGAAAGUAGCGCCGUGAAUCUGGUGCAACCGUUCCUGGAUCUGCUGUUCGAGGUGUGUCACAUCGUGCUCGGAUUGCGACCCCAGUGCCGCCACCUGGAGGGCGACAUUGUGCGGGGUUGGUUGACGCGAGAAGUUCGCCGGGGCUAUAAGGUUGGCCAGUUUUGGUAUCUGGUGUCCUCGGACUGGUGGCAGCACUGGUCGCAGUACACUGUGGCGGCAUCACCGGGAGCAUCCAGUUGUGUGCACUGCAAGAGCACCGGAACCGCUUACGCGAGUCAGCGAGGUGGCUCAAGCGGCGGCCCGGGAUCGGUGAUGAAUGGGGUCGCGAAUGGGGCCGUCGAUGAGGCCAUGAUCUGUGAUGAAAGCUUUACGUCCAAUUCCACUGAAAGUAUGGGCGAUCUGUUGGGGGUUGGGGGAACUUGUGGCGACUCGUCGAGUUUGGGUUCCGGAAGCAGCGGUAUAUCGUACGGCAGGCAUGCAGGGAGCGCACCGGGGACGAUCGACAACAGUGGCUUGAUAGCGCCGCACAUUUUUAAGCAAAUUCCAACGCUCACCGGGGAAGGCGGCCGACUGAAGCGGGACGCGACGCUCGUGCAACAUCGCGACUUUGAGCUCGUUCCGGAUUCACUGUGGAAGGCGUUGGCACAGUGGUACGGGGGGCCUCUGCCACUGCCUCGGCAAGUCAUUCAACCCAACGGUAGUGGCGAAGUCGAGCUGGAGCUGUACCCGUUAAAUUUGCGUAUCUUGCGCCAUCAAAGUCAGACGGCGGCGGGUCAGCAGCAACACCAGGGAGCUGGCGGAAGCAGCGCCUGGGCCAGCAUGUCCGGUGGGUACGGAGCGCUGACAACGGGCAGCUACUCAACGUCCGUUUCGUCGGCAGUCCUGCAGCCGCCGAAGAAGUAUCUCGCGUACACGGCCGCCUUCAGUCGGCUGGCGACCGUGAAGCAGGUUGGAGAGUUCCUAUGCCAAAGGUUAAAGCUGCGGGUCGAGGACAUUCGCCUGUGGCAUCUGGUGCCGACCCCGACCGGCAUUAGCGAGUUCCCGUACCUGCUGGAGGAGGAUCAGUUGACACUGUCCGAGCUCUCGAUCGCCGACAGCGAUCAGAUACUGCUCGAGAUACGAAACAAGGACCUGACGUGGCCAGAAGAGUUGGGGUCGCUGGCACUGACACAGCAGGGCGGCUCACCGGGACCCGGCGGUAACACAAGCAUGGAGCGACGGGGGACCGUGUCCUCGAUUCAAUCGCAGCAUCCACCGGGUGCGACCGGACUGCACAAUCUUGGCAAUACGUGCUUCAUGAAUGCUGCGCUCCAGGUCCUGUUCAAUACGCAACCUCUCACGCAGUACUUCAUCAAGCGAAUGCACCUGUACGAGCUGAACACGGUCAACAAGAUGGGCACCAAGGGCCAGCUGGUGGUACGGUACGCGGAACUUUUGCGCGACGUUUGGACGGCCUCGACGCGCUCGAUCGCUCCGCUCAAGCUGCGGUUCUGCGUGACGAAGCAUGCGCCACAGUUUUCCGGCGGUGGCCAGCACGACUCGCAGGAACUGCUCGAUUGGCUGCUGGACUCACUGCACGAAGAUUUGAACCGCGUGAUGGAGAAACCGUACAGUGAGCUAAAAGACUCGGACGGUCGGUCGGACGUGAUCGUGGCGGCCGAAGCGUGGAACCAGCACCACGCCCGCAACCAGAGCAUCAUCGUUGACCUGUUCUACGGGCAGCUGAAAUCGAAAGUUACCUGCCAGGGCUGCGGCCGCGACUCGGUGCGGUUCGAUCCGUUCAGUUUGCUCAGCCUGCCGCUGCCGGUGGAGAACUACACCUACUGCGAGGUUCUCGUGAUGCUGCUAGAUGGAUCGGUGCCCGUGAAGUACGGGUUGCGGUUAAACUCGGAGAUGAAGUACUGGGACCUCAAGAAGCAGCUGAGUGAACUGUGCACCGGCGGCCUGGAGCCGGAGCAGAUGCUGAUUUGCGAGCUGUCCAAUUCACAGAUCCGCUUCAUACUGCCGAACGAGCAUCGCAUCAAAGCGAGCACCGCCUGCGAGCUGUACGUAUACGAGCUCCCGAAGGUGGACUCCGGUGUGCUCCGAUCGCGCGCCGGGUCCGAGCUGGGCAUCAACAUAGAGAAGGGCCUCAAGGACAUACAGCGGAACCAAGCUCUUCUACUACCAUCAUUAGACCCGCAGCAGCUAACGACCAGCUCGAUCAACACCACGCUCUCGUCAGUAUCGUCUUCGUCGUCGUCCUCGUCGUCAUCUUCGACGGGCAUUACCGACGAUACGGCCGCCAUCACCGGGCGCAAACCGAUGGUGACCGGUGGUGCUGGCCCGGUGGCCGGACGCUCGGGUGGCCCCGAAAGCGGUGCCGGUGUGGCGUUGGCCAACGGCGCCGCUGGUGGUGGCACGAGCAACGGAGCGACGCUGGCUAACCGGAGAACCUCGGCCACGUCGAAGGUAAGCCGGUGCUUUGGCAACACACUCUGCAUGCCCCCGAAUAUGUUGUGCUUCAAGCACAUCGCCGAAGUCAGCGCCAGCCCGGAGAGUACCUUUAUCUACGGCGGUGGACAGUACAGUGAGCUGACCACCGCGUACGCCAACAAUGGGUACAAUGGGGGCUACAGCAGCAACGCAAACAACUUUAUCAACAAUCAACAACAGAGCCAGCAACCAUCAUCGCGAGAUCCCAAUCGAUCAAAGACGAUAUCGAGCGCCAAUUUGUUGAGCAACGUCGACAAUGGGUGGCACAGCGCCAAUGGCUACGACCUGCCUGGCCAUCACCACCGCCAUCACCAGCCCUACGAGCCCUGUGCCGAUUGCGAUAACAACCUGUACAUGAUGAUGGGCGAAGGUGACGCGCUGCAGCAUCAUCCGGACACGAUAAGCCUAAGUGCAAUUAGCAAACGGCCACCUCUGCCGAUGGGGUCGCACCACCCGAAGGCCAACUAUUUGAUUGCCGUGCAUCGGAAGCUAAGCCGCCAGGAUACGUACUUCCUGUCGCACCAUAAAUCGAAGCCGGGCCUGUUUGGGGUCCCGCUGCUGAUUCCCUGCUACGAGGGCGUAACCAACAAGGAGCUCUACUGUUCCGUGUGGCUGCAAGUGGCCCGCUUGCUGAGCCCACUGCCACCGACACCACCGGACCAGUCGAACCACGCCACGGACUGUGAUGAUAGCCUGGGGUACGAUUUCCCCUUUACGUUACGCGCUGUCGCGAGCGGUGGCCGCAUGUGUGCCCUCUGCCCUUGGUCGCGCUUUUGCCGUGGUUGUGAGAUCCCGUGCAACGAUGAACCGUUGCUGCAGGGCCUCAUAUGCUCCGGAUUCGUUCCUCCGGGUGUUGCAAGCAACAGUUCAACACCGAACUUAUCGUCACGCGAACAGACGCCAACAUUCCGACGAAAGGUGUACGCCACCAACUCAUCCGGCAGCUCGUCGUUGGAUGGUGCUCCGCAACAGUCGUCGGCGGUGCCAUCAACGCCACUGUCAUCGCUACAGAGCUCGAUCAAUGCCCGUUCGAUCCAGAUCGCGAUCGAUUGGGAUCCGACGGCGCUGCACUUACGCUAUCAAAGCACACGCGAGCGGCUCUGGACGGAGCAUGAAUCGGUGGCCGUCUGUCGCCGGCAGCAAACGGAGCCGGUCGAUCUCGAUCACUGUUUGCGGGCGUUCACUUCGGAGGAGAAACUGGAACAGUGGUACCACUGUUCGCACUGCAAGCAGAAAAAGCCGGCCACCAAAAAGCUACAGAUCUGGAAACUACCUCCUAUUUUGAUUGUGCACCUGAAGCGUUUCAAUUACGUCAACGGGAAGUGGGUCAAAUCGCAAAAGGUUGUGAACUUCCCAUACGAAGGGUUCGAUCCGACCCCGUACCUGGCGUCGGUGCCCCAGGAGACCAUACUGCGCCAUCGGGAUCUACUGGAGGGGGUGCUGCAGCGCGGCGAUGGACGGAAUCGGGAUUGCCAUGAAGAGUUUGUCGAGUUCGAUCGCGAAAUGUCCAUGAUCGAUGAAGCCAGUGAUGAGGUGUCGAUGUCGUCGUUGUGUAUCGACGGCGGCGGCGGUUCCAAAGAUGACGAUGGUGCGAAAUCAGAACACGACCACCACCAACAAAGGAGCAGUAUUAUCGUGCCGGCCAUCGCCGGAACACAUCAUGUGGCCAGUGUGGUGCGGCACGGCAGCAACGAAACCGACCCCCCGACCACCACCGUCGGAGCAGAAGAUGUGACGGAUUGUGCCGGCGGCGCUAGGGGGGCCACCCCCAGUGGGGCAACCGGUGGCAAUUUGCGUUCCAAGUCGGCCACAUCGGUACACAGUAGCGAUUCGACACGACGGCAGCGGCUCAUAUCGACCAGUCUCACUAAAACACCCGUCAUCGAUGGCGAGCUGACCGAUUUCCAUCAGCACCCCCUGAAGCCGGGCUGCGAUCCGUUCGAACUGAAGUACCAGCUUUACGCAGCGGUGUGUCACUCUGGGAUGCUGAACGGUGGUCACUACAUUUCCUAUGCCGCAAACCCCAACGGUUCCUGGUACUGCUACAACGAUAGCUCGUGCCGCGAAAUACCGACGCGACCAAAGAUUGACCCGAGCACGGCCUAUCUGCUGUUCUACGAGCGGCGCGACCUGGACUACGGUCCCUUUCUACCAAAGGUUGACGGCCGCCAGCUGCCGAGUGAGCACCUGCUCGAUACCGACGACAGUGAUAACGACCUAAAAAAGAUGUGCUCACUGAUGUGAGCUCGAUCGUGCGUGAAUGCGAACAACGAGGAUAAUGCCAUUUUUGUAUCGCCCACAGUAGAGUGUAGUGCGUGCUAGUAACUGAUAGGAUAGCGCAAUCUGAGCAAACAAAAGCUAAAAUCUUAACUCUCUCAUCACACACCCCGGUGGCAAGUCGAAUAGGCGCCUCUUCGUCGUUAUGCAACCGCUUGCUUCGUGACGUUUCGAGAGGAGCUUUAUUUGAUGGCUGUUUUGGCCUGGCUUGGCCUCCGCGCCAUGAUGGAUCGAUUUUGGCAAGGACACUCUUGUGUUGUAAUUCUACCUUUGCAUACUCUUUCACAUGUUAUUUAUAUUAUUUGUUACGAGUAAUUUGCAGAAACAGAGAAAAGAGAGAACUAUAAUAGGCAACGUCGAGCAUCGUCUACUUUGAGAUGGCUUACUGUGCUUGAGUGUGUCACAGCAAGAAGCAGUAGUACGAGCGGUGAAAAGUAGGCGCAGAACUUAUACAUUCCCAUCAGCGCGGAUCCUGCGUUGAUGAAAGCGGCAAUGAAGCGCGUGUCAAAUGAUUGAUAUUAUAAGAGAGACCAGCAGGCGGCGGCUAAACUGCAAUCUGCGCCCCUUGUUUCGCUCUGUUCUUCUGUUUUCUUUUUUGUUACUGCGUGAUGAGCGUUUCUUGUUUGUGGUGGGUUGGAACGAACGAACUGAUCGGGGCAAACAAAGCCGUUCCUUGUUACACUCUGUACUACGUCGUUUAGGAGUUAUUUUUUACGCCUCCCGUUAUGUUUGUUAGUUGUAUUAAAAUUCGAUCGAUGGA